AUGGAUAUUCAAGAUGUGAAUGUCCCAGAGCGAGUGCGCAAGCGUCGCCGUCGCACAAUGGCGUGCACGCAAUGUCGCACUCGCAAAUUACGCUGCGAUCGCGAGUAUCCCACCUGUAGCCGGUGCUUGAAGAGCAGGACUCCGAACAAGUGCACGUACGAAGAUGGCUUCCUCUGGCAGCAGCCGACCACCGUGGGAACGACCUCAUUUGCUUCCGACCGAGGGCCCACCACAAUGCCCCGAGCUGACCACACCCCUCUCGAUACUCCAGACUCGGGGAUAGCGACGGAGUCGGCUCGGACGGAGCCACCACAGGCCAAUGACCCUGGCGCUGGCGCUGACGCUGUAUCGUACCACUUGCAGCAGAAUCAUCAUCAUCCGGAUCAUCCACACCACCAUGAUCAUCCGUCGCAUGUUUUGGCGCCUCAUUUGAGAGGAAAACCGCAUGGCAAGGAUCGCAAGGAGCGUGGCUUUUUGGAAACCGUUCUUGGUGCGCCUAAAGCUGCUGUAAAUCAGGAGCCGUAUGUCAAUACGGGUUUGUUGCAGCGUCCGAAGCGAUCCGCUCCUGAGCCUGAUAUGCAGUCGUCGCGGGUCGAUGAUGAUCACAUUUAUGAGGAAGAAGACGCGUUGACCCCAUCGCAUCAACUUGAUUUUUCUCCUCGGAUCAUGAUGAGAGGUCGCGAAACGAGGACUCGCUUUAGCGGGUCGGGCAUCUUUGCCAAUCUUGUUGCGCAGUUCCCGGAUAUCAGAGCCUUUGCAGAGGAGAUCAAGCUAUCUAAUCCAAUUCUCUCCCAACUUCGACCAGACUUGGAGAGAGUCAAGCGAGGGUUAUGGAAGCGCGUGCCACUGAACACGGGAUUCCCGGACCCCACUACAGAGUCACUGAUCGGCAUGCUGCCCUCGCGCGGUGUGGUAGAUGAGCUAAUUGGUUUGUAUCUUACUUAUAUCGAGUCUACCCACCGCGUUCUUCACGUCCCAUCCUUCUUACGAGAGUUGGACGGGUUCUGGGCGUUGCUAGACACCCCGGGCGCCCCUUCCCCUGCGUUCGCAGUCCAGCUUCUGCUGGUUCUUGCCUGCGCAUGGAACCUUGCAGACUCCAGUAGUCUGCAAUCAAAGAACGUGGCUGAACUCAAAUGCUACACCGCUAUCAAUUGGGUUCUACAUGCCGAAAAAUGGAUUGAGAACCUUCACAUCAAGCGCCCAGAUAUCAUCUCGAUGCGCCUGACCAUCUUGCUGAUAUUGGCACAAAACAUCCACGGAAUGAAGCGCAGUCAAUCCUGGCUUGCCGUUGGCACUUUGGUGAAACAAGCAAUGAUGGCAGGAUAUCAUCGCGACCCAAGUCGAUAUACAAGAAUCUCAGUCUUUAACAAAGAGAUGAGACGUCGAAUCUGGACUACAAUUGUAGAACUUGAUCUGCAAAUUGCUCUUGAUCGUGGUAUGCCACCUACGGUACAGAGCUUUGAUUACGAUGCGUCUCCAGGCUUGAAUAUCCAUGAUGAUGAGCUCCAGGAAAGCACGACCAAGGCGCCAGAGAGCCGUCCGCUGGGCGAGCCCACUGACAUGUCGUUCCAAUCUAUUCUGAGUCGAUCACUUUCUCUUCGCCUACAAGCCUGCUACCUUAUGCACUCUCCGCGGAUCAGCUGUCGAUAUGAGGACAUCCAGCGCCUAGACUGGGAACUCAAUCGACAUCUUUCACGUAUUCCCACAUGGAGUUCAACCGAACCGAACGAUCUCGUUACUCAGCACAAAGUUACUCUGUGGAAGGCUUUGAUUGAGACCAAGCUAUCCCAGGCACUACUGUCAGUGCACACACCUUUCGCCAUUGAGGCCAACCGGGAAGCGCUUUUUGCGCCUUCGGCACGGUCUCGUAUGGAUGCUGCGACCAGGAUCUUGGUAACACAGCGGCGUCUGCACGAGACAUCACGACCGCUUUCGCUAUGCAUGUUUGGUGAAUGGACCCUCCACGCCUAUAUUUCUGUCUGCCAACUGUUGCAUUCGACAGAGUCUGACAACAGUGCUCCCUUCUCUCCCACAUCCUCAACAUCUCUCCUUCAAUCCCUCCCCGGCCUUCCCGAAUCACUUCUUACCCUAGUCGAAACUGCCCUAGUCUCGCUCGAGGCACGAUCCUUGUUAGUGACAAAGGGGGCCAAGGACUACUUCUUCUUUUCGACAAUCGUCGCGCUCGUCAAAGCCCGACUGUGGCCCGCUCAGGCAAUCAUGUAUAAACAGCAAGUAGUAGAACGUAUCCUCUCAUUCACGCAGACUUUAUUCACCCGACACGCGGGUUGCGAACACUUAGGAGCACCUGGAAUGGGCAAUUUCAAGACCAACCAGGUGGCCGCAUUCACUGCCACCCCAGGCAUGGUACCCGUCAUGCCAACAGACUUUGAGGGAAUGCUCCCUCCACCCCAUCUGGGUGUGACGCCACCCGGAGAUUUUGAUCCUUUCUUGGAUGUGUUUGAUUGGGAGGAUCUCACAGGCAUGAUGCUCCCCUGUUGA
This is a messenger RNA of Penicillium antarcticum, 2499 nucleotides long. Its product is annotated as putative C6 transcription factor. Bases 1 to 2499 code for a protein of 832 amino acids. The transcript is spliced from 5 exons. The record is from RefSeq and is a predicted model, not a curated record. Gene Ontology annotation, biological process: DNA-templated transcription; regulation of transcription by RNA polymerase II. Lineage: Eukaryota; Fungi; Ascomycota; Eurotiomycetes; Eurotiales; Aspergillaceae. Gene Ontology annotation, molecular function: DNA-binding transcription activator activity, RNA polymerase II-specific; RNA polymerase II cis-regulatory region sequence-specific DNA binding; zinc ion binding. Gene Ontology annotation, cellular component: nucleus.